UUGAACUCUAUCUAUCUUCUCUAUCCACUCCCUUUCAUUCACUCAGUCACUCUCCUCCCGCCACGCCAUGCCCAAACGACCUCGCGGUUUCGGCAAUUUCGUCAAGAAAUUCUUCAGAAAUCGCUUCAAGGAAUUCAACAACGCUUAUGGCGAAACAGUUAGCGAUGUCUUUGCUUUCCCCUUCAAAGUUCUCUUCACUCCUUUGACCGUUGCAAUUGAUAUUGCUGGUUCUGCUCCUCGUGGCUUUGGUGUUCCUGAGCUUGUUUCUAAGCUCUCUGCUGCUUCUGUUUUUGCGGUUGCUACUUUGGGGACUUAUGACAUUGCAUUAAACUUGGGAAGGAAGGUGAUAUGUCAAAGGGACUGUGUGACAUGUAAUGGAUGGCAGGCCAUGCGGUGUACCAUGUGUCGAGGAAGUGGAAGAGUCCACUAUCAAGUGAAGAAUUGCCACCUGAAGAGUGGAGAGAAAGCGACGGCCGAAUCUGUUGCAGAUGCCAUUGUCAACAACCAGGCUGAGUUAGUGCACAUACCAUCAUCCUCUUUCGAUCCUCAGAUACCAUUACCAUCAAAAGACUGUCCAAUUUGCGAUGGAACGGGUGUAAUGGGAUGUCCUGAAUGUAAAAACAAAUUACCAUUUAAGAUUUCAGCUGAUGGUAUUAUGGAGCCCCAUUGGCAAGCUCGUAAUGUCUUGGAAAAGAUGGAUUAUCCAUAUGAGCACAUAAGGGAUAGCAUGAAAGAUCCCGAUAUUGCUGAAUUUUGGUUGAUUGCCUAUCCACAGAUUAUGUAUGGAUUUACCUAUGGCGACAAUGCAAAGAAGACAAUAUUGUCAGAGUAUGAGGAAUCCAGGUGGGACCAACUUCGAGAUGAGGUGGCCACGAGAAAACCUGGGUGGGAGUUUCUGAACGAUGCCUUGAUAUCUAUAGAUCCUGACCGUGCAAGGGAUGAUCCUGUCAUAGGUAAAAACAUCCCUUACUACAAGGCUAAGAAGGCACUGGAGGAGGAGGUUAUGAAGCUUGAUCCUCCACCAAGACCAUCAAAUUGGGGUGAACUGGACCUUCCAUUGAGUCCAUCAUCUUGGGAUGAAGAGGAUCUCAAAAAUCCAGAAAAACUCCAUGAAAUGAAUGUUCUUCUCAAUGCUCAAAGAGAAAUCUCUGAAAAUAUAUUGGAUGUACAGUGGGAAACUAAAUGGCGUCAAGAAAAGGUGAAUGAGAUGCUAGAGGAAAAGUUGCAGCCAUACAUUCAGAAUAUAGACAAUGAAGUUCUUUCUGAGCCUAUUUUAUUAAAAUCACAAAAGCAAGAAAAGAAACAUCGACAACGGAGGUGGUUCAUCUUUUGACAUGAUGGGAUGAUUUUGGUUGCCAGAACGUGCUUGUAUCCUUAAUUUUGUAUAUGCAGCACUCAAUCAUAAUCAAGCUCACAUGUUAUGCCUAGCUGUCAUGCUCAUCAUUUUUGUGGAGGAAACUAUUGUUGGCGACACAAGAAAUACACUUUAUGAAAAGGAAAGGUUUCUGCUAGGUUUAAAUGAACAUCCAAGAAGCAACUCAAACCUGCAUGCACCCAAACCUAAGCUGAUGUUACACUUGCCAAACAAUAUUCAAUUUAGAUUAUUCAUUUUCCAGGGUGUUUUUUCCUUUUAACUAAUGAUAUAAGUAUUUAUGUUAGUGUUUUGUUAUACUUGCAAAAAUAACUUAUGACAUUACUAAGUUUUCGAUUUUUUCAAUAUUUUUUCCAGAAUGGUAUGUGUAUGUAUGCUUUGAAGUGUUUAUUCACAGUUUAUGUGUGUUUAUCUUAUGACAUAACAUAAGAAUUUGUGUCUGAGAAAA
Medicago truncatula (barrel medic) is the source of this 1820-nucleotide messenger RNA. RefSeq lists its product as uncharacterized. NCBI's taxonomy places the organism in Eukaryota, Viridiplantae, Streptophyta, Magnoliopsida, Fabales, Fabaceae. The record is from RefSeq and is a predicted model, not a curated record. Gene Ontology annotation, cellular component: chloroplast. The transcript is spliced from 12 exons. The coding region runs from base 68 to 1333 and encodes 421 amino acids.